UAUUACCACGUGUUUAUUUCCGGCUGCCAGCCGCCAUCUUAACCGCCAGACGUCAAACCCGCUGUUUGUAGUAGAUCGGCUGUCAAGUGGACAACAACUUUGUAGUUUAAAUAGUAGUUUUCGUUGUUAAAAUCAGUUUUAGCGUUCGGUUUUGUGGUGUGGACAUCAAGUGAUGCUAUCGCAAUAUGCCUAUGUGUUCAAUAAAACAGUGUGGUGCACGAAAAUCGAAAAAUCGACCGAAUUUGACCCUUCACAGUGUUCCAAAAAAUGAAGUUUUGCGUCGAAAAUGGCUUAACGCUAUUGGCCUGGAGAACAUAAAUCCGCGACAUAAAGAACUGUAUAUCUGUUCCCUACAUUUUGAGGAAUCCCAUUUCAACAGAACUCUAGACGUGGUGAGAUUGCGUGAAAAUGCCGUACCGACGUUGUUUAAUAUGCCAUCAACAUCUAAACAUAUGAUAUACACACAAAAAGAAAAUUUGGAUCCGUCACCAAAAAUGCCGCCAAUUUCAAAACCGGUUCUGGUAUUAUGUGGCACGGGUAAUGUUCCAGAAGAACAAGAUACUGCAAUGAGUCACCAAGAAAAUAAAUUGACUCCAGCUCAUGAAAUGCUGCCAACUUCAAAAAAUGUGCCUGUUUUGUGUGAAACUGGUAAUAUUCAAGGAAAGAUGGAGCCAAAGAAAUAUUCGUUUCCGGCUUAUGAUAUGCCAUCAUCAUCAGCCGCUGGCCAAGAUAGCAUUUUUCAAGAAGAAGAGGUUCUCCUGAAAGAGCAACCUGCGAGGGAAAUUCUGAUUCCUGCCGCAGGCCAGCCAUCGUCGUCAUCAGCCGCAAGUCAAGUUAGCAUUUUAGUCAGCCAGCAGUUCAAUAAGUUCCAAAAACUGGAAAAAAUCUGUCAAGAGCAAAAGAAGAAGAUUAAAAGAUUGCAAGAGAAGGUGCGGAGGCAAGGAAAAAAGAUCGGGAAUUUGGAAGACAUUCUCAAAGAUUUAAAACAAAAAUUGAUUAUAAAUAAUGAACAAUCUAUACUUCUGGAGGAAUGCGGUGGCUCUCAGGAUUUUUUUAAAGCGACAGAUUGCAAAAUCUAAAGGGUUGCCGUUAGAAAAAAAAUAUUCUGAAGAAAUACGGAAAUUUGCCUUGACAUUACACUUUUUGUCACCCAAAGCUUAUGAUUACAUCAGAAGAGUAUACAACACGUGUUUGCCACACCCCCGCACCCUAUCAAAGUGGUACCAAAACGUAAAUGCAGAAGCUGGCUUUACUAAAGAAGCAUUUGAUACUUUGAAGAAGAAGGUAGAGCAAAGUAAGCCACAACAAAUUUUGUGCGCUCUUGUCUUAGAUGAGAUUGCCAUCAGAAAAGGCUUAACAUGGGACCCCAAAGCCCAAAAAUAUCAUGGUCGUGUAGAUUAUGGUCACCAUAUCGAUUGUGAUUCAGCCGAAGAAGCCAAUCAGUGUCUGGUGUUAAUGUUAACAUGCAUUAAUGGUGCUUGGAAACUGCCAAUCGGCUAUUUUUUUAUAACAUCCCUAAGCGGCGAGCAAAAAUGUCUUCUGGUAGAAACUGCCAUUCAAAUGACGGAAAACACAGGCGCUCAAGUAGUAUCCGUUACUUGCGACGGUCCGGCUUCCAAUUUUAGCAUGUUUUCUGCAUUGGGUUGUCCCCUUAAUAAAACUCAAGAAAGCACAUCAUUUAAAACCGACAACGACAACAGAGUUCACUCAUUUAUAGACCCAUGUCACGCAAUCAAACUCAU
Molecule: messenger RNA, 1742 nt
Organism: Cydia pomonella (codling moth)
Lineage: Eukaryota; Metazoa; Arthropoda; Insecta; Lepidoptera; Tortricidae
Exons: 8
Coding region: 186-1079 (297 amino acids)
Molecular function (GO): sequence-specific DNA binding
Source: RefSeq, a predicted model, not a curated record